This is a messenger RNA of Rangifer tarandus platyrhynchus (Svalbard reindeer), 315 nucleotides long. The record is from the annotation of a GenBank genome assembly. Lineage: Eukaryota; Metazoa; Chordata; Mammalia; Artiodactyla; Cervidae.
AUGACUACUGGAAAAACCAUAGCUUUCGCUAUAUGGGCUUUUGUCAGCAAAGUGAUGUCUCUGCUUUUUAAUACACUGUCUAGGCUUGUCAUAGCUUUUCUUCCAAGGAACAAGCGUCUUUUAGUUUCAUGGCUGCAGUCACCGUCCACAAUGAUUUUGGAGCCCAAGGAAAUAAAAUCUGUCACUGCUUCCACUCUUUCCCCUACUAUUUGCCAUGAAGUGAUGGGACCAGAUAUCAUGAUCUUAGUUUUUUUAAUAUUGAUUCAUUAUUCCCCAGGUAUUUUUAUAACGUUUUAUGUUUUUUUUUAUUUUUGA